UUCCGUCCUCUCUGGUGUUACCAUCAUGAAGUAGUUAGACCCAUUAAACGUGUUAUAAACAACCACAGGCUUCUGUCGUCAAUCUAUUAUAAAUAAAUACAUCACUUUAUCAGACCUAGUUCUGCUUCUUACCAAUCUGUAUAUUAAUUAUAUGCAGAGGUCACAUUCAUAAACAGAUGAACUCUACUUCAUUUGUCUUAUUGGCAGCCAGGUCCAAAAGGCAGACAUAGCAAGCUUUCUUCAUGAAGCACUGUGGGCCCUCAGAGAACUCAAUGGAGACCAGGGGCAACAUAAACUUCACAAGUAAAGCAGAUAUUUAUCGCUCGGAUAAAACUUUUUCCAAUAAGCAUCUCAAUGUAAAGAUAGAGCCCCUGGAUACAAGUUUGGAUGUUCAAAAAUCUACUGAACUUGUUCAAAUCCUGAAAGAUGGCAUUGUAGCAGAGUCUAUAAAUGGUGUGAGUCAUGGCAGUUUACCACAGCAGUGCCCAAAUGUUGCAUUCCUACAAGAGGUUAACUGCUUGUCACUUGAUCCAAAUUGCCAAGUAACGGUUGAGUCCUCUGAUAUUAACCAGGUUAAGCUUGAGAUCUGUGAGCCUGUUGAUGAGUAUAAAGAAAAGAGAGAUGUGUUUCAGACUUUCCGCUGUUGCCUUUGUAACAAUGCUAAAUUAACAGACGAAAAGGAACUGCAAGAGCACAUGCAGAGUCAUGUUAAAUACUGCCAAGGGAAACUAUUUUGUGGACUUUGUAAAUACACUACAAAGAAAGAUAACAGCUUUAAAAAUCACGUUUUGAAGCAUCACUGUUCAAAAAAUUCUACAAAUAAACGAUGGACUUGCAAAGCUUGUUCCUACAAUUGCUUAAAAAAAUCAGCUAUAAUUAGUCACUUGUGUAUUCUGCACAUGGAGUUGGCAAAGUUUGAAUGCAAGUAUUGCCCUUAUAAAACAGACAGCUCCUCAAGGUUUCGGGACCAUAACUUUGUACAUAUUAAUGAGAGACCUUUCAGGUGCCCUCAUUGCCCAUACACUUGCAGGCAAAACUCCCGCUUAAAAAUUCAUGUGCAGCGUAGACACCAGCCGUGCCUGAUAUGUCAGGCUAGCUCAGAUCCUAACAAUGUUAAUAUAGGGCAGGCAUUAAUCAAUGUCCCUGGCUCUAAACUUUGUUCAAAACAUAGGAAAGAAAUAAAUUCAAAGAAAAGGUCACGUCUUUUAGAUGAAGAAGUAAAUGCCAACCCUACACAUCUUAAACAAUUUGACUCUAGAGACAGGAUUUUUAAAUGUCAUUUAUGUGAUAGAGCAUUCUUUAAUAAAUCCAAGUUACUGAGGCAUCUACUAAUACAUCAGGACAAUAAAAAUUAUCAUUGUGAUCAGUGUGAUUAUGCUACAUAUCGCAUGGAUACUUUGAGAAAUCACAAGAUAACACACACUCAGCAAAGGUCUUACUGGUGUGUUAUAUGCAGUAGAACUUUCAAAACUAUUAAGUAUCUUAGAUGGCACAUCAUUAUGCAUGCUAAAAGAGACAGAUACCUCUGCCCUCUAUGCCCUUACGCCAGUCAAACAAAUUCUCUCCUCAAAUUCCAUCUUCAAUAUCACACAGAGGACAUGAGUUCCACAACCAAAGAAAAAUUAAAACAAAAUCCAUUUCCCUCCUCUGAGGCUUACAAAAAAAUGGUGAGUGAUAAUCCUUUCAAGGAUGAAAUUUACAAACGGAUAAAAAAAUGUGUUGGGGAAAUAUUCACAUGUGUGACCUGUAGCUUUACUAGCCCAGAGAAGCGGAUAUAUAAGGCGCACCUUCAGAUCCAUAGGGAGAAAAGUUACCUUUGUAAUGUUUGCGCUUUUCGCUGCAACCGCAAAUAUAAUCUAACCCUACACAUUUUAACCCACUACAAAGAUCGCCCUUAUGUAUGUCACCUUUGCCCAUUUUCCUCUAAGUCCCCAUCAAAUCUUAAAAAGCAUAAAAAAAAUUACCACAGUCUAUUGUAAUGUGCAUUUUUCUUAAUUUCUAUGAAUGCUUGUUAAGUUUUCUGUUAAUUUAAACUUCUACCAAUCUCUUCUUAUUAAUCUUUUGGCUUUUUAUGCUUUAAGUUAUUGUUAAAAUUUUAAUCAUUAAUCUGUAUUGAUUAACAAGACUGAGAUAUUAUUGUUGUGACCUAUCAUAUUUGUGAUACUUUUACCUGUGCAUAAAAAAACUACUCUAAAUGAUUAUUUUUUCCUGAAAUAUUAGUUUUUUAAAUAGUUUGUAUUGUUUAAGUAACUAGGAGUUAAAUAGUUUAUUAAAAUUUAAAAUUAACUUGAAUGGUGGUUUUACAUAAUUGAAGUUUGUUAUGAACAAUGUAAAUACAAAUCCAUAUAUAAUGAAUUUAAAUCCGGUGCUGCGAUUUGUUGUAUGAAUAAAAUCUGUGUUAUUUGCUUUUAUUUCUGGAUGCAAUAUUCUAUAAACUUGUGUUACACAUUUUUAAACUUUUUUUUUUUUGCUUUGUUGUUCAACAAAAAUAUGAUUAGUUCAACCAUGUUUUCUAACUUUGCAUUUAAAAUUUUUUUAAACUGUUAAACCUUCCUUCUAUUGUGAUCCUAUGCUUGCAUUUUUUGCCAGUUUUUUGUACAUGAGUUGGGUUAUAGGCCUAGAUCUAUAUCUCAAGUACUUGCACUUGUAGGUUAUAGGAAAGCAGCUUAUUUUGUCCCUACUGCUUUUAAGUUAGAGAUUUUAAUUUUGUUUUUAAGUCUAUAUUAUUUUUAUUGUAACACUCACUCAGUGGGGAUGCUUUUUACCCACUGAGGUGUUGUGGUUAAAAGGGCUGACCCUGAGAUUUAGGACACACUGAAAAUUUGUUAGUACAAAGGAAUGUUUAACUUCCCAUGAGCUUAACAUUUUGGUAGAACUCCUGAGCAAUUUUAUGUAAUUCUCAUCUUUUCUUCUGCCCCAAAAUAUCCAGUGUAGUAGAGUAAUAAACUAAAAGUAAUUAGUGCACUAAAAACACUAAUUAUCAUAUCAGUAUUGUUUAAACAUUAGUUAAUCAAAAUUAAUUUAUGGGGAUUUUUGUGCUUUGAAAUUACCGCCAUAAAUCAUACAGAAACAAAGUGGGAUUUUUUUUCUUCCUCUGCUGAUAUCUGUAGCAUGACAACCUGAAAAAUUAUUAAAAAAAAUUCUAGAGCCACAGUAACUUUGAUGUAAUGUAUAAUUUACAUGUGUAUUUAGACAUGUUCUUGACUCUAAUUACCCUAGUGAAGAGAAGAAAAUAUUAAUUUAAUUAUUUAAAUAGGGCCUAUA
Messenger RNA from Physella acuta, 3264 nucleotides. RefSeq names its product zinc finger protein 724. NCBI's taxonomy places the organism in Eukaryota, Metazoa, Mollusca, Gastropoda, Physidae. The record is from RefSeq and is a predicted model, not a curated record. Gene Ontology annotation, cellular component: nucleus. Gene Ontology annotation, biological process: positive regulation of transcription by RNA polymerase II.